Pichia membranifaciens NRRL Y-2026 is the source of this 2242-nucleotide messenger RNA. RefSeq lists its product as hypothetical. The record is from RefSeq and is a predicted model, not a curated record. Gene Ontology annotation, molecular function: phosphate transmembrane transporter activity. Lineage: Eukaryota; Fungi; Ascomycota; Pichiomycetes; Pichiales; Pichiaceae. Gene Ontology annotation, cellular component: membrane. The coding region runs from base 323 to 2056 and encodes 577 amino acids. The transcript has a single exon. Gene Ontology annotation, biological process: transmembrane transport; phosphate ion transport.
CAUUUUUUCCGGAAAGCCUAAACGUGCAGAAAAAGAAAAGAAAUGGCAAAUAAAAAGAAAAAACGGAAAAAGAGAAAAUCUGCCAAUUUGCGUCUUCGUUUUGCUCCUUUUUUUUCAUAGUACCUCCAUCUAUUUAACGGGAUUCAAUUCCUGUGACCAGUUUCCCACAGUUUACUGCUUUUUUUUCUUGGAAAAGACAUCCUUCGGCGAUCCUUCAAUCCUUCUUUCUACUCUCUUCUUCUCCUUCUGUUUGAUAGAACACUUUCUCGAAGUCUUGUUCCCACAACACUCACUCCAUCUCAAACAGACAAAUACAGCAAGCAUGGCAAACAAAACUGAAGGUGGUAACGCUGCGUUCCACAAUUUCAUGAAUGACUUUGCCGACGUCGAUGAUCCUCUUGAAAGAAAGAGACUGGCAUUGGAGGCAAUCGACAAUGCUCCUUUUGGAUGGUACCACGUCAGAACUAUCAUGGUCGGUGGUGUCGGUUUCAUGACCGACGCUUACGACAUUUUCUCUGUCAACCUUGGUGUCUCGUACAUGGCGUACGCAUUCUGGGGCAACAAGAUGCCAUCCUCAACGGAGACGUUGAUCAAGGUUUCGACCUCCGUGGGUACUGUGAUUGGCCAAUUGGGGUUUGGUUAUCUAGCUGAUGCAUUGGGUAGAAAAUCCGUCUACGGUGUCGAGUUGAUGAUUAUGAUUUCCGCCACCAUCUUGCAAUGUACCGCCUCCCAUUCUCCUGCCAUAUCCUUCCCUGCUAUCCUUACCUUCUACAGAAUCAUCAUGGGUAUCGGUAUCGGUGCAGACUACCCUUUGUCUUCUAUCAUCACUUCUGAAUUUGCCACCACCAAGUGGAGAGGUGCCAUCAUGGGUGCCGUCUUUGCCAACCAGGGUUGGGGUCAAUUUCUUGCUGGCGUUGUUGCAAUGAUUUGCGUUGCGGGUUACAAAAAUGUCUUGAGCGUCAAUUCUGCUGCAGAAUGUGGUGCAGAGUGUAUCAGAGCCUGUGACCAAAUCUGGAGAAUCAUCAUCGGUAUGGGUGCUGUUCCUGGUAUGAUUGCACUAUACUUCAGAAUGACUAUCCCAGAAUCUCCAAGAUUUACAAUGGACGUUGAAGGAGACCUGGAAAAGGCCACCGCUGAUACUGCCAAAUUCGCAUCUGGUCAACACGGCAAUGCUUCCAAUACUGACAUUGAAUUAUUAAAACCAUCCGAAGCCACCGAAAAGGAAGAAGAAUACUCUAGUCAAAAUGCACAAGAAUUGGGCCCUCCAAAAGCUUCUUUCAAGGAUUUUAUCAGCCAUUUUAGACAAUGGAAACACGGUAAGAUCUUGUUGGGUACUGCUGGUUCUUGGUUCAUGUUGGAUGUGGCGUACUAUGGCUUGGGUUUGAACACCGCUAGUAUCUUAGAAUCUAUUGGUUUUGCAUCCUCCGACCACGUCUACACCUCAUUAUACAACCAAGCUGCUGGUAACUUGAUUUUGGUUUGUGCCGGUACUAUCCCAGGUUACUGGGUAACUGUCGCAACAGUUGACACAAUUGGUAGAAAGCCAAUCCAGAUCAUGGGUUUUAUUAUUUUGACCAUUUUGUUCUGUAUCAUCGGUUUUGGAUUUGAGAAAGUCGGUGCACACGGUAGAUUUGCACUCUAUAUUAUUGCUCAGUUUUUCCAGAAUUUUGGUCCAAAUACCACAACUUUCAUUGUCCCUGGUGAAUGCUACCCAACUAGGUACAGAUCCACCGCCCAUGGUAUGUCCGCUGCAUCCGGCAAAAUAGGUGCCAUCAUUGCACAAACUUGUAUUGGUACCUUGAAAGACCGUGGGUGUGCUGCAAAGGGUUUGGCAAAGGGUUGCUGGUUAAACCACGUUAUGGAGAUCUUUGCCCUAUUUAUGUUAUUGGGUAUCUUCACUUCUUUCUGCAUCCCAGAAACUAAGAGAAAAACAUUAGAACAAUUGGCUGAAGAGUUGCACGGUGAAGUUGAUUUGACCAAGAGAAGAGAGGCAACAGAAAUCCAAGACCCUCAAACUUCUUCUUACUUGGAGCAAGGCCAUCAAAGCAUGGCUUAAAAAAGUUUUCGUUUUUCUAAUUCAAGUAUCAGAACUCGUUCAUUCCAGUCUAUUCUUUGGCAUUUUACGUUUAGAUUUACAUUUACAUUUUCAUAUUCUGCUAUUUUACUAGUUACGCUUUAGUUCAGGUUUUCUCUUCAUUCAUUUUUUCUUGGUUGUUUUUUCCACUCUUAUUUAUUAAUACGG